UGAACACUUAUUCUUGAUCAAUCAAUUUCCAUUUCCAAUCUCGUGCAUCACUUCUUCAUCCCUCCCGUUUUUCUUCCCGCCCGACAGUGACUCAUUGCUACCUCUAAUUAACACGCAGCGCGCAAACUUUGCGCAUAUUCCCCUUCUCUAUUUCUCAGGACCACGCGCCGCACCUCAACCAUCACCAUGACCGAGCCCGAGAACUUCGAGGACGAUCUCUUCGCCGAUCUCUACGACGAUAACGAUGCCCCAAAGCCCGCGCCUGCUGCCCCUGUUGCAGCUCCUGCAGCUCCCCCUGCCCCGGAGGUGCAGCCUCCUACUAACAACACCCACGACAACGACGACCACAAUGCAACAUACCAACAUCAAGACGUAGCAGGUGAUGAAUACAUGACUCAAGAUCAAGAUGACGACGACGACGAUGUUGAUUUCAAUCUUGGCGGAGGAGGAGGAGGCUAUGGCAGUCACACAGGUCAGGCUGGUAUGCAUGAUGACGAUCAAGCACCUCCCUACGGAACUGUUCACAAGGCAAGUGCCAAAGAAGAUGGGUAAGUCUAUAUCAUUCCUGCACUUUGUGAUUUCUACCCCCUUAAGUCCGCCCUGGAACAAAUUUCGCAUUUCACUGUGUCUUCGCGGCUUUGAAUCGUGAUGGCAACAUGGUUGCCAUGUAAUAGUGGCUCUCGAUUUAGCUUUGCAUGCAUCUUGGAAGGUGGCUGGCUAGAAAGGGUCGCGGUCAAAUUGAGAGAAGAAGGUUCUGUCAUCAGAGGCAUUAUACUGCAAAGAUUCAAACGGAGGAUUUGCCAUAAUCUCAGCCAAGAGCAAUGGGGACCAAGAGCUAUGACCAGUUGAGACGAGUUUUUUCGGCUACUCUCUAGAGCAAUGAGAGGAAGAGGAGGCUGUCGAUAUCAGCAUGGGAUUCAACCUGUGGAUACUCCCAAGAAGAAUCACCCGGCACUAGUCCAGACGAAAGACACUACUACUUGAGUCUUCCAUAGCCCUCAGUCGCAGAAAUCUUUGAGCCAACGGGAGUGUUGAACACUCCCUGGUGCCAUAGCGAGAUUCGCAGCGAAUAGCGCUCGAGGCCAGUACCUAGCAUGAGACAGAGGACAGUCAAGACGAUAGCACAAGACGAAAAAAUAUUCGACCAAG
Fusarium graminearum PH-1 is the source of this 1149-nucleotide messenger RNA. RefSeq lists its product as uncharacterized. The record is from RefSeq and is a predicted model, not a curated record. The coding region runs from base 187 to 552 and encodes 121 amino acids. Lineage: Eukaryota; Fungi; Ascomycota; Sordariomycetes; Hypocreales; Nectriaceae. The transcript is spliced from 2 exons.